Messenger RNA from Ostrea edulis (European flat oyster), 2080 nucleotides. RefSeq names its product E3 ubiquitin-protein ligase RNF185-like. Bases 123 to 677 code for a protein of 184 amino acids. The record is from RefSeq and is a predicted model, not a curated record. Gene Ontology annotation, molecular function: ubiquitin-like protein conjugating enzyme binding; metal ion binding; ubiquitin protein ligase activity. Gene Ontology annotation, cellular component: endoplasmic reticulum. Lineage: Eukaryota; Metazoa; Mollusca; Bivalvia; Ostreida; Ostreidae. The transcript has 5 exons. Gene Ontology annotation, biological process: ubiquitin-dependent protein catabolic process.
UUUUGACAGACCGUUACAACUUACGGUUAUUGCGUGAUAAGAUUUUGUGAUGUAGAAAAAAGGUGCAGGAAUUGGAGGAGUCAGGGUUGUGAUUAGUUGAUUGGGGACUCAAAUAUUGAAAUAUGAAUGCGUCAGAAUCUUCUCAGGACGAGGGAUCUGGAGGGGCUACAGGGGUUUCGGAGGAGGCGGAGGAUGGGAGAGCUUUUUUUGAGUGCAAUAUUUGUCUUGAUACAGCAAAAGAUGCCGUUGUUAGCAUGUGUGGACAUUUGUUUUGUUGGCCAUGUCUACACCAGUGGCUGGAGACCAGACCACACAGACAAACAUGCCCUGUAUGUAAAGCAGGUAUCAGUAAAGACAAAGUAAUCCCUAUAUAUGGCAGAGGAGCCACAAACCAAAAGGACCCUAGAGAAAAAUUGCCACCCAGGCCUCAAGGUCAGAGGUCAGAACCUGAGAACAAUAGGGGUUUCCCAGGCUUUGCAUUUGGGGACGGUGGCUUUCAGAUGUCCUUCGGAAUUGGAGCUUUUCCCUUUGGUAUUUUUGCAUCAACACUAAACUUCAAUGAUGGGAGGCCUGGUCCAGCCCAGCCAGGCACAGCCCACCAUACAGAGGAACAGUUCCUGUCCAAAGUUUUCCUGUGGGUGGCUGUUUUGUUUAUAUUCUGGCUGUUGAUUGCUUAACAUUGUUAUACUGUUUAGAAGUUAUCCUACCGUCAUGGGGAUUUUAAAUUUAGAUCUAUUGUGGAGAGAGAGAGAGAGAGAGAGAGAGAGAGAGAGAGAGAGAGAUGAAACAUUUACCAUAUUAAAUGUAAUAUGAAAGAUACAAAAUUGCUUUAAUAUACCAUGUAACAGAACUCUGGUGUAUUUUGAUUAGUUGAGUAUCAAGUUUCGUUGAUGAUUGUGUUCAUUUUCGGUAUCAAAUUCAAAAUUGUCACAUGGUAUUUUUUUCUACUAACAGAGAUGGGAAUAUGAUACAUGUGAAUGAUACAGGACUUCUGGCCAUAAUUACUGUGCAGUGAUACAUUUUGUUGAAAUUUGUGAAAGCUUUCAUAGAAACAUAAAAGUGGUUUUAUAGCCAGCUUGUGUUGGAAUUGAUAUAUAAUCAGUAUAUGUUGUCAUUUAAUUAUUUAUCAGAGUUUAUUAUCACAUAGAAUCAAGGUUGCAGGGCAUGUAAAAACUUGCUUUUGUGUGCAUUAUACUCAUGAAAGGUAUGGAAUUGCUGUACGAUAGAAAUUGCUACUUUUUAGGAUUUGAAUCUUAUAAUUGUCACAGAUAUGGAAAAUCCCUAUCCAUUUCUGGGUUCAAAAGGUCAUAGGUCAAGUGAUAGACAGUGCCAGAAUUCCAGAAUAAAGGAGGUUCGUGGAUGACGGCUGUAUUUCAUGUUACCAGUCAUAAAUGAUGCAUAUUGCCUGGGCACAUUCCAUUUUGCAGUGCCGUUGUUAAUGCAUUGUGUGCAUAAUGAUAAAUCUGUCGUAGUUUCUUGCUUGAAGAUCAGAAUUUAUUCUGUUGUGAAAUUUUGAUAAAUGUUGAUAUUUUGCACCCAAAAAUGGUACAUAUGAUUGUGUUCUUGUAUCUGUUUUUCACAACAGAUAAUUAUUAGAUAUAUAUGAUAUAGAAGCCUGCAUUUAUCGACAUUAAAUGCUUAUUUGUGAUUAUGGAGUCUGAUGAAUUUUGAUGUCAGAUCAUAUGUAUGGUGUCGUUGGUGAUCUAUUAACUUAAUUAGUGGAUAUUCUUGAUAGUACUGUACACACAAGGAUAUUACUUUUAUUUAUGAUUUUAGUAUGGUAGCUUUAACUCUGACUAGAGUCUUCAAUCUAAAGCUUCCUUAUCUAUUCCAUACAGCCAGGCGUCACUACAUCAGAAGUAAGUUAAACGCUGAUCUUCAAUCUUAAACAAAUGAUUUGACAGUUGUAGGAUUCAGUAUGUGAAAUGUUCAUAUGUAAAAAUACAGCAAAGUUUCAUAUAAUAAGCAAUCUAAUGAAAAUUAGCUUGGUAGUGGAUUCAAAACAGCAAAUUUUAAUUAGAUUGUUAUGGUAAACAGAUUGUUAAAAAAAUGAUUUUAAAAUAAAGCAUUAUUAAUAAAA